AUGAGAUUUAUUACUUCCCCUUCAAUUAGACAAUUUUCAGGUCUAGCUCAUAAUAAUCCAUUAAAGUUUAAACAACUAGGAAUACUUUCAACCCCUUCAAAUUCAACUUGGAAAAGUUCUAUCUCCCACGAUAAAUCCCAUUUAAAACCUGAUCAAUCUGUUGAAGAAACCAAAGAACAAAAAUUAUUUGAUAAAAACCAGGAUUUCUUAGAUAGAAUGGAACAUGACCCAAGUUUUAAUCAUUGGAAAAAGCCAAACGAUGAAAAAUUGAAAAAAAUCGGUGAUGAUGCAAGAAUUGAACAAAAUAGACCUGAUGAUGGUGUUUAUUAA
Messenger RNA from Arxiozyma heterogenica, 330 nucleotides. RefSeq names its product Fmp16p (gene FMP16). The record is from RefSeq and is a predicted model, not a curated record. Bases 1 to 330 code for a protein of 109 amino acids. The transcript has a single exon. NCBI's taxonomy places the organism in Eukaryota, Fungi, Ascomycota, Saccharomycetes, Saccharomycetales, Saccharomycetaceae.